AACCUUAUUUUUUGCCUGGAUGAUGUUACUUGCCUUUGUAAGUCAAUUUUUUCGUGUGUUUUUCAGCUGGCCAGUAUGAACAGCACCAAGAACUUCAAGUGCUCCUACUGCAAGAAGGUGCUGAGUUCCAAACGUAACCUUCAGCAACAUGAGCGUAUGCAUACAGCUGGCCAGUAUGAACAGCACCAAGAACUUCAAGUGCUCCUACUGCAAGAAGGUGCUGAGUUCCAAACGUAACCUUCAGCAACAUGAGCGUAUGCAUACAGGUGAAAAGCCUUACCAAUGUUCAUUCUGUGAUAAAAGCUUCUCCGUGAAGAGCAACCUUGGAAUACACAUUAAAUCACAUACAGGUGAAGCAAAGACUCAUGAGUGUGUGCUGUGUGGUAAGAAAUUAUAUUCUGUACAAUCACUCAGAAAACAUGAAAUGAUGCACAAAAAUGAAAGGCCAUUACAAUGUGCAGUUUGUGAGAAAAGAUUCAUUGACAGGAGUAAUCUCAUUUCCCAUAUUCAGACACAUACAUCUGAAAGAACAUUUGAAUGUUCACAGUGUGAAAAAAAAUUCUUCACAGAUAGAGUUUUGAAGCAUCAUGAAGCAUUGCAUGCAGCUACAAAGAAUUUCCAGUGUUCACAGUGUGAAAGAAAAUUUGUUACCAAAAGUAGGCUAGCCGAGCACAAGAAAAUUCAUACAAAUAAAAUAAAAUUUGCUUGUGCACACUGUGACAAAACAUUUCUAUUUAAGCGCAACUUAAGUGUGCAUAUAAAGACACACAUGGGAGACAAACAGUUCAAAUGUUCAUACUGUGAUAAAAAUUUUGUAAGGAAGGCUGAUAUGGAAAGGCACAUAGUUAUCCAUACAGGCGAGACACCAUUUAGCUGUCAGUACUGCAAUAAGAAGUUCAAUAACAGAUCAAACUGUAAACAGCAUGAGAAACUUCACACCAGGGAGAAACCCUAUGGAUGUUCAAUGUGCAGCAUGAACUUUGCCUUGAAAAAUGAAUUAUACAAACAUGAAGAAUCUCAUAUAGGAAAAGGAAAGUCAGACCUGGGAGAGGACUUUACCAGUCUAUCAACAUCAAGAAAACAUGAGAUGUCAAAUGAGAGGGAAAAGAGUGUCAUGCCCUCCCACCAGAUAUCAGGAUUUCACAUCAAGAAUAGUAACCUUGGUGCACAGGAUAAAAAUCUUACUGUAACAGAUGAUGAUCUUGGUGCACAAAAUGAAUAUGGUUCACAGGACAGUAAUCAUGGUGUAGAAGAUAGCAAUCUUGGUGUUCAAGGUACCUGCCUUAACACACAGGGAGAUAGCCAAAGUGUACAAGAUAAUGACCUUUGUGUGCAGGAAAAUAACUGUGUUGUACAAGUUAACAUAUGGAAUAAUAACUCAUCUGAAGUACGGUUUGGAUGUUCACAGUGUGAGAAAAACUUUAAGUCCAAAGCAAGUUUAAGGAGACAUGAAAAAGGAAAACAUAUGAGCAAGAAGCCUUUGCACUGUACACAAUGUGAGAUGAAAUUUAUGACUGUGCUGGAUUUACAGCAGCAUGAGAAGAAGCACAACAGCAAGCAGGAUUUUGUAUGUCAGUAUUGUGGUGAGAAAUUCCUUCAGAAAAAAUACCUUACACAGCAUCUAAACAAAAAUGAUAGUGAUAAGGAUUUCAGGUGUUCUUAUUGCAUUAAAAUUUUUGAAGCUGCAUGCAUCCUCAGAAAUCAUGUAAAAAUUGACCAUGGUGUAAAUCCAUUGAAGUGUCCCCUCUGUGAUAAGGAGUUUCGUAGGGAAUCUCAGCUGAAUAAUCAUGUUGCAAGUCAUUUAGGUAAGGGAGAGCAAGAACCAAAGGUAAAAUCCCCAAUUUCUUGUUCUUUAUCAGAAGAAGGCCAGAAGGAUGCCAGGAGUGAAUAUGUAGCUGAGAAAUCAUCAUCAAAAGCAUUACUAAAGGAGGAGAGGCCUUCCCAACAGAUACAAAAUGGAUCUCCCACAAAGGAUGCUUGUUCUUCUACUCUCAGUGCAAAGAUACACCCAGAUAAUAAACAAUUUGGAUGUUCAUAUUGUGAUAGAAGAUUUACACUUGAAAGAAGUUUAAAAGCUCAUGAGGAAAGAAUGCAUUCUAGCAUUGAGACAUAUCAUUGUUCUCAAUGUGAUAAGAAAUUCAAUGUAAGGAGUAACUUUUUUAAGCAUAAAAAGAGCCAUAGUAGACCGUACCAGUGUUCACUAUGCGAGUUAAAGUUUCCUUACCCAGGGUGUUUGAAAAAGCAUGAGAGAGUUAACAAAAACAUAAAAUACUUUGCUUGUAUGUAUUGUGAGCAGAGGUUCAAGCUUUUGUCACAUCUUAAUGCCCAUUUAGGAACUAGUGCUGGGGAAGAACGUUUCUGGUGUUACUCUUGUGAUAAGAAAUUUGAAAGUAAGUGUCUUUUAAAAAAACACAAGGAAAUACACAAAGAUGAAAAAAUGAAGGGCUGUCCAUACUGUGAUGUGAAAUUCCAUAGCACAGCUGAGCUCAAGUAUCAUUUGAUGAUUCAUAAAACUCUGGAAGGCUUUGAGGGUAAAGAGAAAUUUUCCAGCUCAGUUGCCUUAGGGAAAGAUAAAGAUAAAGAGCAGAUCAAGGAGGGGAUUGGCCAAAUACUGUGUAGCCCAAGUUCAGGGGAAAGACCACCAGUAUGCUCACAGGAGGAUGAAAAGUUACCACCCUCCCAGCUGGUGCAAGAUGCAAAUCAAAAUCAAAAUGGUUCCCCUAGCAAGAAUGUUGGAAAGAUGCUUGCAGAUCAAAAGCCAUUUGCUUGUCCAAUUUGCAAGAAAAGAUUAAGCUCAUUGGACACCUUACAAAGGCAUAAGAGGAGAAAACAUGAUUUGCAUAAACCUUUCCAGUGUUCACAGUGUGAGUGGAAAUUCACCUAUGCUUAUGAACUGAGAUCUCAUGAGGAUACUCAUAUGCAAGAGAGAAGUUCAGUUUCUUGUUUGUAUUGUAAUCAGAAAUUCCUUCAUGAAUUCACUCUUAAACGUCACAUAAAAAUCAGUACUAAAGAAAAUCCAUUCAAGUGCCCAAAAUGUGUUGAAACUUUUGAAGUACAGUGUUUGCUUAGAAAACAUGUAAAAAGUCAUAAAGGUGAAAAGACCUUCAAAUGUGCACAUUGUGAUAUGAAAUUCUUUGUGAAGUCCAGGUUGAUCCUACACAGUAAGGUGCACAAGGCAAAAAACAUUUAACAAGUAAGGAGGAAUGUUUCAGUGAGAGUAGUCACUCUCCUAAGAACUUACUCUCAGAAACAUUCUCAGAUGAAAGUCCAUUUUGGUGUUCACACUGUGAAGAAAAAUUUAUUUCAGAGAAGGACUUGAUAGAGCAUGGGAAAAUACAUGUUAGUGACAUAUACCUGUGCUCUCAGUGUGAUAUGAAGUUCAUCACAAUAUGGGAACUGAAACAACAUAAUAAAAUUCAUUUACAUCAAAGUAGUUUUGUAUGUUUGCAGUGUGAUAAAAAGUUUGUAAAUAAGGCUAACCUCUUAAGACACACGAAGGCAAAUGCUAAUGGGAAGCAAUUCAAAUGCUCCUACUGUGAUGAAAAUUUCAAUGCAAAAUGCAUUCUGAAGAAGCAUGUGAAAAUUCACAAGGGUGACAAACCAUUCUAUUGUUCACUCUGUGACAAGAACUUUAUUUGGAGAUCUCAGCUUGACCAUCAUCUUACAACCCAUAACAGUAAAGAAACUAAGAAAUGGGAAGAUAAGCUGACCACUUUGCCCUUUUUAAGUAAAUGUUUAAGGAAUCUGCCAAACAAAGAGACCCAAAAGCAGAUAAUGUCUCAAAGCUCUUUGCUUGAUAUUCCCAUGGCAGAAAUCCAAGAACAGAAAUCAGCAAAGGUCCAGCCAGAAGGAUGUCUCACUGAGGAACACAGUACUAAGGAAGAUUUUUCAGCGACAGCCAAAUUUAGAAGAUGCAACAUAGAUGAAUGUCACCCAGGGGAAAAUGCUUCUUUUGCAAAAAAAUCUCUAAAAGUGGUUCAGGAAUGCUCUAGUAAGGAAGAGACUAGUUGUAAGGAAGAUCUUCCAGCACCAGCAGAGCUAAAAAGGUUCUAUGUAGGAGAAGGUGAACCAGAGGAAGAUUCUAGCUCUGAUGAGACUAAUACUGAGGAAGAUCUUCCCACACUAACAGAGCUAAGGUCUCCUGUAGGAGGUCAGCCAAAGGAAAUAUCCCAUGUUGAUGAAGUUCAGGAAGAUUCUAGCUCCGAGGAGACCAGUAGUGAGGCAGAUCUUCCUGCACCAACAGAACAAAGAUCAGACUUAGAAGAAAGAGAGCCAGAGGAAAUAUCUCCUGUAAAACAGUGUCUAGAAUAUUCUAGCUCUGAGGAGAAUAGUAUUGAGGAAGAUCCUCCAGCACCAGCAGAAUUAGGGAUAUCCCUCAUAGAAGGAGGUGAACCAGAGGAAAAUUCUCCUGAAAAGCAGUUUCAGCAAGAUUCUAGAUGUGAGGAGACCAAUGGUGAAGAUUUUCCAUCACCAUCAGAGCUAAAAAGAUCCCACUAGGAGGUCAACUAAAGGAAAAAUCCCCUAGAAAGCCAUUUCAAAAGACUGAUAGUGUGAAAGAUUUUCCCAUACCAAAAGAACUAAGAUUCAACAUAGGAGAAGGGCAAGUAGAGGGAAAUGUUACAAAUAUAAGAGAGUCUCCCUUAAAGGUGGUUCAGUCAGAACACCAACCGGAUACAACAGAAGCCAAAACAGACUGGAGGAUUUUAAUCUCCAUCUUGAUAGAGAAUUUAGAAUGGUCUCUGAAGCACAGGUAGCCAAAUGGAAAAUAGUUAUUAACUGUUAACAAAUCUAUAUAUUAUAUAAAACAAAUCCUUUAAUACAAAUAUGAGAAAAGUAUUGAAGUCUGAUAAUAAAGUGUUAUAUAAAC
Messenger RNA from Penaeus monodon (black tiger shrimp), 4867 nucleotides. RefSeq names its product zinc finger protein Xfin-like. Bases 149 to 3190 code for a protein of 1013 amino acids. The transcript is spliced from 2 exons. NCBI's taxonomy places the organism in Eukaryota, Metazoa, Arthropoda, Malacostraca, Decapoda, Penaeidae. The record is from RefSeq and is a predicted model, not a curated record.